AUGACGGAAGCAGCGGGAGUUCACGGCGGCGGGCUGGGCUGGGCGGGCCCGGAGCCUCCCGGGUGCGGCCGAGAGGAGGCGCAGCGUCCGCGUCUCCUCCUCCUCCUCCUCGGCGGCGGCGCUUUGAAAUUGUCCGCGCCAAGGCGCGGCUGCUUGGAGAGGCUCGCUCCGGCCCGCCCCGCCGCGCUGCGCCGCGCCUCCCCGAGCGCCCUAAAGCGCGCCGGAUCCCAGCCGGGCGGGGAGCGCCGCCCAUGCCCCGCGGCCGGCAUGCUGUGGGGCCGCCUCGUGCUCGCCUUGCUGUGCCUGGGCCGGGGGCGGCCGCGCAAAACGCCGCCGCCGCCGCCGGCUCCCAGCAGCUCCCCCGAUCCCUGGUGCCCGUACAAGGUGCUGAGCGAGGGCCGGGCGGGCGACGACGGGGAAGCGGGCAGCGGUGUAGGCGGCGGCGGCGGCGGCGGCGGGGGGCGCCUCUGCUUCCGCAGCCCGGCGCGGGGCUUCCACUGCGCGCCCCGCAGCUGCACGGCGCACCGCUCGCCCGGGCGGGCCCUGCUGGCCAACGUGCUGCUCAACGGCAGCGUGCUCUUGCAGUGGGGCUGGCCCCCGGGGCUGCAGGCCGGCCCCGCGCCGCGGCUGCGCGGCUUCUCACUCUCCUGCUCGUGGGAAGGCGCCUACACGCGUUUCCAGUGUGACACCGUGCAGCUGGGCGCCGCCUGCCGGGACUACCUGCUGCCCGACGCGCACGGCAGCGUCCGCUACCGCCUCUGCUUGCAGCCCCUCUUCUCUGCCUUCAACGCCGGCGGGCCCGAUCCUCCUCCUCCUCUUCCUCCUCCUCCUCCUCCUCCGCCGCCGGCGCCGCCUUCCUCCUGGCCUCCCGAGUGCGUGGAGUUCACCGUGGAGCCGGCCGGCAUGCGGGACAUCGUGAUCGCCAUGACAGCGGUCGGGGGCUCCAUCUGCGUCAUGCUGGUCCUCAUUUGCCUCCUGGUCGCCUACCUCACCGAGAACCUCACGCCCCCCGCCGCCCCCUCCUCCUCCUCCUCCGCCGCCAAGAGGGGCAACUGAGGCCGCGAUCCGGUGCACGUUUCCCUGGGGACAAGCGCGCUCUAAGGCAGGCCGGGGUU
Molecule: messenger RNA, 1115 nt
Organism: Elgaria multicarinata webbii
Lineage: Eukaryota; Metazoa; Chordata; Lepidosauria; Squamata; Anguidae
Gene: FNDC10
Product: fibronectin type III domain containing 10
Exons: 2
Coding region: 1-1056 (351 amino acids)
Source: RefSeq, a predicted model, not a curated record